Molecule: messenger RNA, 9725 nt
Organism: Solea solea (common sole)
Lineage: Eukaryota; Metazoa; Chordata; Actinopteri; Pleuronectiformes; Soleidae
Gene: ccdc88c
Product: coiled-coil domain containing 88C
Exons: 31
Coding region: 571-6474 (1967 amino acids)
Biological process (GO): cytoplasmic microtubule organization; cytoskeleton-dependent intracellular transport
Cellular component (GO): centrosome; cytoplasm
Molecular function (GO): dynein light intermediate chain binding; microtubule binding
Source: RefSeq, a predicted model, not a curated record
GAGAGUGAAAGGAGAAAGGUGGCAGAGAGACGCGUGGAAAUGUUGGAAACGUUUCAAAGCUAACCGUCACGCUUUUCUCGUGCAUGAUUCACUUUUGUCUACCCUGUUUAGUUUUCUUUCUUUCUUCUGUUUAAUUUCGCGCUGGUUCUGCCGCUUUACGGUCCGAGUCUUGUAUCCCUGGCAACGCGAGUAACUUGCGAAGUUUGGAUCAAGUGUUUUACGCUCAGCCGGACAAUUGAGUGGAUAUUUACCCGCUAAACUAAGGAAACUGACUCCGGAGGACACAAGAGUGCGCGUGAAAGCGGACCAAACUGUUUAUGGUCACAAUGGACUAGUUUGGCGGCUUUCUUUCACUUCAAACACUGUUUGUGGAAACGGGACAGCGCGAGACAAUAGUGUGUGUGAGACAGUGGAGUGUGUGUGUGUGUGUGUGUGUGUGUUUGGGGAGUUGGAGCCUCGCGGGGCUUUGUUCUGCCGCGGGUGGACACGGAUAUCGACUGUUGCAGUCGCGAGGUGGAUUUAAUGAUAAGUUUGUGACCAUCAAGCGGAGUCAAAGCCGCGGGAGCAGCCAUGGACGUGACUCUGUCCGAGUUACUGGCCACUUUCAUGGAGUCACCGCUGGUGCUGUGGGUGCGGACGUUGGGCCCGUUGGGUUCAUGUGACGAUGUGGGCUCAGAGGAACGGGUCAGCAUGUUCAUGGAGCUGGUGGAUGGUGUCUUCCUGCACAAGAUCAUGACACACAUUGACCCCAGUCCAAGUAAUCAGAGGCUGAACAAGAACGUGAGCAAUGAUGUGUCACUGCGCCUCCACAACCUGACUGUUCUCACCAGACACAUCAGGACGUACUACCAGGAGAACUUACAGCAGUUAAUCGUUAUGCCCCUUCCCAACAUUCUCUGCAUCGCCAAGGAUCCAAUAUCAGCUAAGAGUAUGGAAGAACUGAAAAGACUUUUGUUGCUGCUACUCGGCUGUGCUGUUCAGUGUGAGCGUAAGGAGGAGAUGAUAGAGAAGAUCAAGCUGCUGGACAUCGAGACCCAGGCUGCCAUCGUCUCUCACAUCCAGGAGGUCACACAUAACCAGCUAAAUGUCCUUGACCUCUCCUGGCUGGAGGAAGGAACAGAGCUUGGGCACGAUGAGCUGGAACCUCUGUCUCGCACCAUGGCUACAUCUUUACAGCAACUGAUUGACGAGAGAGACAAAGCCAUCGAGGUGAUUUUGGAUCUGACCCAGGAGAGGGAUUACCUGUUCAGUCAGCAGCCGCAGGAGGGCUGCAGGAACCUGGGUAUGAGUAGCCCAGAGCGAGGGCAGAGUUCUGGAAGAGUGGGAGUUAACGACAGAGGAGUGGCUGUGACUAUGUCUGGGCUGAGCAAAGAAGAGAAACAGCAUCUGUCUGUGGAGCUCGCUGACACCAAAUCCAAGCUCCGCAAAUACAGACAAGAAUUAGAAGAGAAAACAGAACAACUGAUGGAUUCAAAACAUGAAGUGGAACGCUUGGAUCAGGAGUUACAGAGGCAGAAACAAGAGAACCAGUCCCUGACUUGUGAGGCUCGUUUGGCCCGAGUUUACCGGGAUGAGGUGGACUCAAUGAGGGAAAAAGCAUCCAGGGUGGAUAAAGUGGAGACUGAACUGACCAGAUGUAAAGAAAAACUCAACGAUGUUCACUUCUACAAGACCAGAGUUGAGGAGCUUCGAGAGGACAACCUGACCCUGCUGGAGACAAAGAUGCUGCUAGAAGAACAACUCUCAGCCUCCAGGGGGCGCUUUGAAAAACUUCAUACACUAGAGAAAGACAACCUGUUACUACGAGCGAAGAUACAUGACCUGGAAAUGGAAAGGGACAAUGAACGUCAGAGGCUGGAGGAGCUGGUGGAGGAGAACAUGCUGCUGGAGAUCGGACACAAACAGAGUAUGAACGAGUCAGCUCAUCUCGGCUGGGAGCUGGAGCAGCUGAGCAAGAACCAUGACAACACUAACACAGAGACUCGUAAGUCGUUAGUCCACGAGCUGAACGAGUGCGUUUCCAGUCGAGUGUUGAAGCUGGAGAAGGAAAACAGGGAGCUGCAGGCCUCGAUAGAAAGACUGAAGGAGGAGAAUCACCUCAUGCAGGAGCAGCAGCUCCACACACAGGAGCUGGAUAGAGAAAACCAGAGUCUCAGCAAGAAGUUGGAGCGUUUUCAGGGCUUGUUGGACCAGGAGAGAUUGACCAAUCAGGAUAUGGAAUCUCUGGGAGAGGAAAUACUGAAGGAAAAGCAGUGUGUGGAGAGAGAGCUACACAUGCUGAGGGCAGAAAAGGAUCGACAGAUCUCAGAGUUGGAGAGUGAGAAGCAGCACCUGUCUGAGGCAGUGGCGUCUCUUCAGGAGCGCGCGCAGUCUAACAGUGAGGCGAGGGUCCGCGAGGUAGAAGCGAAGAACCGUUUACUGCACCAGAACAUCACUGACACCAGCUCCCGUUUGGCCAGUUUGGAAUCUCAACUCAAAGUGCUCGAUGAGGAGGCAGAGAGGCUGAGGGACAGGGCAGCCCGCUGUGAAGAGGCGGAGAGAGAGGCGGCGAGGCUGGAACGGAGCAGGGACACUUUGAACAGAGAAGUGGUGUCUCUGCGGGCAUGCAGUGAGCGGUCAGAGGCUCUAGAGAAGCAGGUUUCCUCCCUAGAGCAGGAGGUGCAUAGGCUGAAGAGGGAGGCUGAGGAGGCCCAGCAACAGCUGCAGCAGCUGGGGAGGCAUGAGGUGGAGAACGGCCUGGUGACAAAAGAGAACCUGGAGCUCCGCUGCUCCCUGGAAAACCUGCGAGCCUCAUCCACUCGCCUGGCUAGCCUACAGGAGGAGCAUAAGGAGGCACAGAAAGAAAAACAGGAGCUGGAGAGGAGGCUAGAGGACGUCAGAGAGGAGGCACAAACCGAGAGGAAGAGGGCAGAAAGGCUGGAGGUGAACAUUGCAACUCUGAAUCAGGAGAAACGUUGCUUAGAGGAGGAAAUAGAGAGGAGUAAAGAUGAGACGGAACAGUUGGAGAGAGAGAAGCAAGAGACACAAAACCGAGAGGAGGAAUGGAGAAGGGAAGUAGAAGAUCUAAAGGCGGAGCGGAAAAGGAGAGAGGAAGGAGACAAGGAGAGAAAGAAGCUCCAACUGGACCUGGAGCAGUCCGAGAAGGGCAGGAAGAAUUUGGAAAAGGAGAGUUUGAAAUACCGAACUCUGCUAGAAGGUAAAGAGACGGAACUGGAGGAGAAAACCAGACGACUGGCGACAGUAGAGAAGGAGGGCAUGACUCUGAGUAAGGAAGUGGAUAGGCUGAAGGAGGUGGCAGUCAAAGGCAAAGAGCUGGAGAGGGAGAACAAGGAGCUGCAGAAACAGGCCACAAUUGACAAGAGAACUCUGGCUACUCUAAGAGAGGAGCUGGUGUCGGAGAAACUGAGUGUUCAGCAGAAGAGCGUUGACUUAGAGAGACUCAGUGAAGAACUGGAGAAGAUCGGCCUGAACAGAGAAAAACUACUGCAGCAAGAGCACACGCUGGACGACAGCAGGUACAGGCUACUUGAGUCUCGACUGGAGGAAACUGUUCAACAGUCAAUGAAGAUAAAGGAGGAGAAAAUCUCCACUCUGGAUAAGAAGCUUCAGGAGAGCAAAGCACUCAAUGUUGCACUGCGUGCCGACCUAACCACUGCUCAUAAGACAGUAAAUGCCUUGAGUCAGACACAGGAAGAGCAGAGAAACACCUCCCGGCACUUCUCAGAUGGUGACAGGAGUCAAGGGUCAGCCACUGCUGAGCUUCUGCGAAUCAAAGAUCAUCUCAUUGAUGUAGAGAAGAGUAAUGCCUCUCUGCAGACAGAGAGCAGCCUGUUGAAGGACCAGAUCAAGCAGUUGGAGAACCAGAACACUUCUCUAAACAACCAGAUGGGGGCACUGCAGCGACACACCACCACCCUACAGGAACAGAAUUCAGGCUUACACACACAAACGGCAAAACUGCAGGUGGAGAACUCCACACUCGCCUCUCAGAGUGCGUCUCUGAUGGCCCAGAAUGCUGUGCUGCAAGGUCAAGUCACAGCCUUGGAGACGGAGGUAGAGUCGUGGCAGCGACAGCGCGAGGAGGCGUGGCGGGCUCGAGAAAGUGUGCUCAGUGACCACGAACGCCUGCUGAGCGUUCACGAAAGGCAAGCGCACGAGUAUGAGCAGGUGAUCAGUCAGCAUGCAUCGUUGAAAGGCAAACAGAGGGCACUAGAGAAUGAACACAGGACGCUGCACAACAAGUAUUGUGUUUUGGUGCAGCAGAAGGAGAAAUGGGACGAGCAUGAGGGGCGUGGUCAGAAGGAGAAGGAGGAAUUAAACCAGGAGACUCAGAAGAAUCGGCUUCUGCAGCAAGAGAAUCUGCAGCUGAAGACAGAAGUGGACAGACUGACAGAGAGCCAAUCACAGCACUCAGAGAAGAAUGAAGGACUUCAGCAGCGCAUAAAUGAACUCAAGAGCUCAUUAAGCUCCACCCAGCUGGAAAUGAGUCAGUGGAUGGCACGAUAUGAUUCACUAAUGGAACAACAUCAGGGCCUGGAUCUAACGAUGACCAAACUAGACAACCACUGUGAGCUGCUGAGUCGACUGAAAGGGAACCUUGAAGAGGAGAACCACCACCUCUUGAGUCAAAUCAAUAUGCUGAGUCAGCAGAACCACACUAUGCUGGAGAGGACCAUGGAGAGCAAAGAGCGAUAUCACCAGGAACAGAAACUAUACAUUGACAAGCUGAAUUCUCUUCGUCGGCAAAAGGAGAAACUCGAGGAGAAGAUUAUGGACCAGUACAAGUUCUACGACCCUACACCUAAAAAGAAGAGUCAGUGGACGGCCAAAGUUCUUGCCAAACUCAUUCAACCCCGAAAGGAGAGCAGCAGAGAGAGAGGAGGCGACCGGGACAGGGAAGUGGGCAAAGAGAAGGAGCGAUCAAAGAGUGCCCCGGACAUCCCGCUGCCGGCCCUACCCCAGCUCCUCCCCCCAGAGACACCGCCCCCUCUCCCACAGCGGACAGGGUGUGACUCACAAAAUGGUGGCCAUGCUCACAGUAACCUUAGCAACCACAGCACCAGCCCCAGCCUGGGUCCCAAGAGUCCAGCACCACUGACGCCAAUCAGCCGAGGUUUGACUGACAGGAACCUGGGAGUUCAUCGUAACAGUACUCCAGGUGGCAGCAGUGAGAGUGUCAAUGGAGAGGAUGGACAUGUACAAGGUCAAAUCCACAAAGUUCUCAGCUCAACUCCAAACCAUCUGCCACCCUCACUGGGCCAAACCAAUAGUUCUAACUCCAGAGUGGGACCAGGCCUGAGCCGCAGGACGAGAGGUCUGUUACUCGAUGAGGACUCUUGCCACAAUACCUCUGAGUCAGUGUUUGGUCACCAUGGCAACGUGGGGGGUAGGCCAGGAUCAGCAGACUUUAGCCACAACACGUCCAGCUCCAACUCCCCUGUCAAUUUCAGAGACUCAGUCGAUUGUCAGCCACGCUCAGCCAGUCUGUCCAGCGAUGACAUCAUGGGUCUCAGCCGAUCGCAGCUGACUCUGUCACGUAGCUCCACCCUCCCGUACGACCAGACGCCCCAGAGGGCCCAGCCUCAGCGGGGAGGCGGAGUCAAGACCAAGACUCGCACAUCUUCACCUGGGAGUCAGAUGGUGACGCUGGAAGAGUUUCUACAAGAGAGCAACGUACAGUCCCCUCCUAUGGUCUCUACAGGAAGCAGAGAAGACUUGAUGACUGACUAUUUUACCAGAAGUCCCGCCCCCUCUGCUCCCACUAAUCGAGAUCAGGUGACUCCCACAAGCUACGUCAUGCCAACUGUUCAAACAUCCAACCAGCGGCCAGGCCAGAGUGUGAAGCCUUCACCGCGCCAACCCGUCGGUCAGUCCCCGUCCUCGGGCCAGAGACCCGGCCAGUCUCUGAGCCGCGCCUUCAGCUUGGCCUCAGCCGAUUUGCUGCGCUCUAGCGGCCCAGACAGUUUCCGUGGAAACGAGGCCGGUCCUGGCCAAUCGGAUGUGGUGGUUCGACGGCAAGGAGGAGGGGCUAAUGUCAGAGAACGACCGCUCUCAGCUCGUCUGGCUGGUCCGAACACUCAGCUCGCAGACAGCAGCUUCCUCAACCCGCCCAUUCACCACUCGUCGUCUCUCAAUCUGCCGACAGAGAGAUACGCAGAGCGAGAACGAGAGCGAGAGAGAGAGAGGGGGAGGGCUCCAGCGACACGGAACGGCCCGUCCUCCUCCUCAUCUUACCAUCACCGUGGAGAGGUGGCCAUGGUGACCCCCGUCAGAGCUGUGCCCGCCACGCAGCCCAAUGAAGCAUCUGAGCACGGGGAGGUGUCGAGGGAGGGGCAGUCGGGAGACUCCUCCCACUUAAAGAAAGAAAGCGAGAGAGCGAGAAGUGGCUCCGCCGAGCGCCCAAAGAGCACGCCAGCGUCCCCCGACCCCAACAACGACCCGCAGACGGUGUGGUACGAGUACGGAUGUGUCUAAAAACCUGGAGCUGUGGCAGACGAGUCCAAACUCUCAUGAACACAUGAAUCAGUCUUCAAACUUUGAAGUAUUUAACUUUGUUCCAAUGAGGCGUCAGUCACUGGACGUCCCAUGGGUGGGAGCAUAGCCACAUUUGAAGCAUGUCAGCAUGAAGGACUUCAGUUGGUAUUUUCUGGAACAAAAUUGUAGAUAAACAAGCAGAAGCCGAGUUAACAGCAUGCGGCGAAAAACAGUUGAUGUUGAUGCUCAGUUUCAUCACCAUCAUGGUCUCAUGCUGAAACUUUCAGGAGCAGAUGCUAUAUACUGUAGAUGAUGUUUUUUAAAGACUUGAACGCAACACUAAAGCCGCUGAGAAUGCUGGAAGUCUUCAGGCUCAGUCAUAGUAGCACCGUGUUCUGUAACCCAGCCAAAGGCCUCAGCCCAUGUGACCAAAGGAGCAGCUUUGACGAUGGUGUAGCUGUUACUGGCUGAAGAACUAGACUAAUUGUGGAUGAUUUCACCCGCUGGUUAUUUUUUUUAUUAUUUUUUUAAGUUCUAAUUUUACUUUCAGUUGAAAUGGAGGAAGAUGCUUCAGUGACCAAAGCCUGAGAAUCCAUGACACUUAAGCUGGAGCUGUUAAGACUGCAGGAGUUAGCCGUCAUCGAGUGCGACCGAACUGAAGUGAAGACGACCAGAAGCACCGGAGCAACUGAAUGUAAUGUUUCUCCUCCAUUUUCUCUCUCCACAAACACUGGAAGCAAAAAAAAAAGACAAGAGAGGAAAGCAGAAAAUGGAGGGAUUCAAGCAAAGAGUAGAGAAGCAAGGGAAGGAGAAGUGGGUGUAGAAGAGAUAGUGAGAGCCGGCUAGAAUAAACAGAGGGAUGCUGGGAUGGACACAGAUGAAGGGACAGAUAUAGAGACGCAUGGAUGGAGUGAUGAAGGAAUGAAUAGAUAAACAAGACAGAGGUGGAGGGGCCCCUCCCGGAUAAAUUACAGCCUUUCCUCCUCCAUCUUUAGAUUCUGUCCCAGCAUGCAACACGCAUGACACUUUACUGGAAAUGUUGCUCUGCCCAAGCCAACACUAGUUUCUCACACACACACACACACACACACACAUCCAGUAUAUAUAAUGAUAUAUACAGAAACAGGCAUUGUCCCUGGGGGAAUCGGUUUUUGCUUUUCUAACCGAUGAACUGGAUCUAAUUCAAACACACACACACACACACACACACACACACACUGCUGGGUAAAUCACUGCUGCACGCUACACAGUUGUAGGCACCGCACGAUGUAGACUGAACCUGAAUCCAGAGCCACUGUGAUCUGGUCGGGAUUGCAAAGGGGCGGGAAAUUCCCGGUAAAACUUGGAAUAAAUGCGAUAAAUAACAGUUAGUUCCCAGUUUAAUGACAAGUGAAUAAAUAAAUGACAUUGUUGCACGUUGAAUAUUAGCGCACACUAUGCUAUAUUGGGUGACCGCUACUUUGUUAGCAUCGUAUAACAAGUAGCAGUAGCUGAAUGUGUUUUUGUUUUUUUUGGUAAAAUAGUGUACAGCUGAAAGAAGUAGUGAAUCAACGGCUAUGAGCAUUAGCUUUUGUCUUCUGUCCAAAUGAGUUAACAUCGUCAUAUCAGAGUCUACAUCAGCAUUAAGUGACCAGAUUUAUGCCGUUUCACUGUGGUAUUGCUACAGGUGUAAGUCUCACCUGCUGCUGCCUGUUAACAAGAAACGGUGAAAGAACACAAGCCAUUUAUCAGGCAUUCCAGAUCCAGUUUUACACUUACGUUCAAAACCUCAAUUAUAGCAGAACAUAGUUUUAAUAAAAGAACAUGAAAUAAAGUUUAUAAAUGAGAAAAUGACCAGAUGUGUGUUUUAGAAAACUGAUCCAAAACUAAUGAAGACUUCUCAUACGACAACAAACCAUUUCUCACUAUUGAUUUUUGACACUUAUCUAAUAUAACCUGAGACCUUAAAGGGACAGAUAAUAUAAAAACCGACAAAGUGUCCAUGUGGUGCCGUUUUCCAUUGAUCCACUUCUAAGCGAACGCCUACACGCCCUAACUGCUCCAGAGAAACACUGUCACUUUUUAACUGUCACAUCUGCGUCUCAUGGCUGCAAAUCUGACACAUUUCACACCUUAACACCUGAGUAUGAGUCACCUUUUUCUAGAUUGAUCACUUUACUUGUUCUCUAAAAGUCACCUUCCUAUAAAUCAAAGGUUUCUGUUGUCGUAGGUGACCCGUGCGGGGGAGUUUACACAUUUUCUAUGGGGGCGAAUGGAGAGAGAGAGGAAGAAGAGGGUGAAUGAAAGUUUCCUCCUGAGAUAAAUGACGUUAAUGAAAAGAGAAUCUGAAGUUAGUGACACUGAUCCACUGAUUUAUCUAUUUAUUGUGUGUCUGUACUGCUUGUAGUUACCGCGACUACAUUAGAGACGACUGAAACAUUCCUAGAGCACCAGAGAGACGACGAGAAUGAGGAGAAAACACUGGAGUACAUCACUAACGUAACAUGCUCCACACGAAAAAAGAAAAAAUACUGACGAUAUGCAACUAAAUUAUUGUACCUGUAACAUUUGUACAUGUUAGAUUUUAUACUUUACGAGUCCUGGGUUACAUUUUAAAGUAAAACCUUCUGGAAACUUUACCUUUGAAACUGUUUGUUGAUACCAAAACAAAUCCAGAUUUCCUGUUAACUGGUUAAAAAAAAACCUGAUUCCACUGUAGAACUUCAGGAGCUGAACAUUUUUAUUUACGCAUUUUAAGUUUUAGUAGCGACGUGAUGAUACGUAAGACACUGUAGUUUGAUGCCUUCUGCAGCAAUCUGUCCGUUUAUUGUUUUGAGGCUGGUGUGUGUGUGUGUGUGUGUGUGUGUGUGUGUCUUCUGAUUUCAAAAUAAGGGGACGCAAUUUCCUUUUUUGUUGAAAAACCUCCCCCCACCUGUGUGUGUGUGUGUGUGUGUGUGUGUGUCUUGCAUUAUUACUAUGUUGUUGGAUGGAUGGAUGGAAGGUGUGAGUAUGAGUGUCUCUGUCUCUCUGGGUUUUCCCUAAGUUCCAUUGUUAAGAAUUACCAAAAAGAAGUCAUUUCUGCAAUACAUUAAAAAAAUCAAAUCAAAUGCUGCGGUGCGUCGCUGCGUCACAAGAGAGAAGUGAAAGCAGAAGGUGAUUUGGAGCUGACGUCACAGACAUUUCCUGCUUUAACUGGAAUAACUGCUACUGUAACUGAGGAGGCUGACGUUAACACAGAAGCUUGUUUUCUAAUAAAUGUUUCUAAAACUGAA